AGUUUGGUCCAACUUCAAGAUGGCCGACGUGUGAAGAAAAAAGUGAUCGGGAAUACGCGAUUUUUGUUGUAAAUGGUUUUACAACAUUUGUUGAUCACCCGAAACGCUGGUAGACUGUGGAAAGUUCUGUCCGGACUUUACAUCAGGCAGCAGUACCUGAGAAGAAACCAGAGCAUCCUCAGAAGACUAGUUACACAGCGGGUUUCUCAGGUAUCUCGCCAUAACCAGACCAUGGCCAGCAGCAGCACACAGAAUAAGAAGCUGAUGGUCCUGGAUGUGGACUGUGGAUGUGAUGAUGCUCAGGCAAUCAUGCUGGCUCUCACACGCCCAAAUGUUCAGGUGCUGGGGAUCACCUGUGUGGCAGGUAACGUCGGUGUGGACCAGGUGUGUAGGAACGCCCUCAGGGUUCUCAAGGUGUUCGGGAGACUCGAUGUGCCUGUGUUCAGAGGAGCAGAUGUUCCCAUCCUGGGUAAUCACGUGGACGCGCGGUACUGGCACGGGCAGGACGGCAUGGGGGACGUCCCCGACCCUGACCCCCCCGGAAUGGAGUUGGUACAGUCUGAACAUGCAGUCACUGCCCUACUGAGGCUGUCCAAAGAGCACCCAGGUGAGAUCACCCUUGUUGCCGUGGCGCCGCUCACCAACCUCGCCCUGGCUGUUAGGAUGGACCCAGAAUUCCCUGCACGGCUGAAGGAGCUGGUCAUCAUGGGGGGAAACAUCAAUGCCAGAGGACGUGUGACGCCAACGGCAGAGUUCAACUUUGCGUACGACAGCGAGGCGGCUCACAUGGUCCUGCACAGCUUUACGUGUCCCGUUACAGACUUACCGUACGAGAUUUGUCGCUUCAGCGCUCACUGUGGCAUUUCAUGGGAUGAGUGGGACAAGAUCAUGGCCAUCCCCACGGAGCGCGGAAAGUUCCACGCCUCGAUCCUCGCCAAAGGCGUUGCACGCGAGAAAGCCCAGAAAGUGUUCUCCGACUUCUAUCACUCCUGCGAUCCGUUCGCGCUGAUGGUCGCAGCACGUCCCGACAUCGUUCUCGAGUCGGAAGACGUCUACGCCACGGUGGAGCUACGCGGGGAGGUCACGCGGGGUCAGAUGGUGUGCGACUACCGAGGAAUCUGGAAGAAGGAACCAAAUAUCAGGAUAGUGAAGAAAGUCGACAUGCAGGCGGCAAAACAGAUGUUCUGGGAUGCCUUUCAGUAAUGCCUACAGCGCUUUAGCCAGCGUUUUUCCAUCAAUUGACGGAAAUUUUAAAACCAAUCCGUCAACUUUGACUGACAAAAAUCUGAUAAAACCUCCUUGGUGGAAGCUACAGGCUGCUUGGGGACGCCGU
Branchiostoma floridae (Florida lancelet) is the source of this 1333-nucleotide messenger RNA. RefSeq lists its product as uncharacterized. The transcript has 7 exons. The coding region runs from base 73 to 1203 and encodes 376 amino acids. Gene Ontology annotation, molecular function: hydrolase activity, hydrolyzing N-glycosyl compounds. The record is from RefSeq and is a predicted model, not a curated record. NCBI's taxonomy places the organism in Eukaryota, Metazoa, Chordata, Leptocardii, Amphioxiformes, Branchiostomatidae.